AUGCUUAGCGUAUCUGGGUUCCUGACUGCCGGCUUGGCUGCUCUUGCCCUCUCAUUGGUGCCUGUCGCACAGGCCCAACAAAACCAUUGGGUCAAGAGCUGUAAACUGGGCAUAGUCGCAUGCGAUGACUGCGGGCGCAACAUCGACCUGGCUCAGAGAGUUUACAGGCCGGGCGCCGGCCGUCUCUUUAUUGAGGGCAUCGACCUGGCUAAGCUGCGCACCUUCUGCGGCAAGCGUGGCAUCCCCGUUGGGGCCGCAAGCUUCUGCUAA
This is a messenger RNA of Ustilaginoidea virens, 270 nucleotides long. RefSeq lists its product as uncharacterized. The transcript has 2 exons. The record is from RefSeq and is a predicted model, not a curated record. Bases 1 to 270 code for a protein of 89 amino acids. Lineage: Eukaryota; Fungi; Ascomycota; Sordariomycetes; Hypocreales; Clavicipitaceae.